AUGCAGUUACAAGGCGAACUCCAACAAAAGGGACGCCAGCCACACUUCUACCGAGGCCCAAUCCACGGCGUGGGCGUCAUCCUACGAAACGAAGGCUUACGUGGUAUCUAUCGUGGUCUGGGAACAGCCUACAUCUACCAGAUCCUCCUCAAUGGCUGCCGGUUAGGUUUCUAUGAUCCUAUGCGCAAGGGUCUGGCAACCUUGUUCCUCGACAACGAAAAUGCCCAGAACCUCGGUAUCAACAUGUUUUGCGGUGCCUUCUCUGGCGUCAUUGGCGCAGCCGCCGGCAGCCCGUUCUUCCUCGUCAAAACCCGUCUUCAGAGCUAUUCGCCGUUUUUGCCAGUCGGCACUCAACACCAGUAUCGCAAUGCUUGGGAUGGCCUGUCGCAGAUCUACCGUGGGGAGGGUGUAGGCGGUCUGUAUCGCGGUAUUGGUGCGGCAAUGAUCCGAACCGGCUUCGGCAGCUCCGUCCAGCUGCCGACAUAUUUUUUCGCCAAGAGACGGUUAAUGCGACAUGCUGGUAUGGAGGAGGGCCCUGCUUUGCACCUGGCCAGCAGCGCUGCCAGUGGUUUCGUUGUCUGUUGCUUCAUGCACCCUCCUGGUAAGUGGCUGUCUUCACCAAAGAACGCAAAACGCGGGCUCAGAAGAGGAGCAUCCAUCGCUGACACAAAUGCGUCAUCUAUAGAUACCAUCAUGUCUCGCCUCUACAACCAGAACGGCAAUCUCUACAAGGGUGUUUUCGACUGCUUGGGAAAGACGAUUCGCACCGAGGGCUUUUUCGCCAUCUACAAGGGGUUCCUGCCUCACCUGGCAAGAAUUCUGCCUCACACCAUCUUGACGCUUUCGCUGGCUGAACAGACUAACAAGCUGGUAAGGAAGUUUGAGGGCCGGAUGUUGCCAAUGGUUGCCAAAGCAUAA
Molecule: messenger RNA, 918 nt
Organism: Metarhizium acridum CQMa 102
Lineage: Eukaryota; Fungi; Ascomycota; Sordariomycetes; Hypocreales; Clavicipitaceae
Source: RefSeq, a predicted model, not a curated record